AUGGCCACGAUGAACGUGUCCGCUCAGGAUGAGCAGGAUAAGUGGCUCGCAGAUGCGUCGAGCCUGGUGAAACAGUACGCUUUCUACAUGAAGCGCGCGCUGGACGACAACAACCUGCGCGAGGCGCUCAAGCAGGGCUCGCUCAUGCUCGGCGAGCUGCGUACGAUCGCGCUGAGCCCGCAGAAGUACUACGAGCUGUACAUGCAGGUGUGGAACGAGCUGAGGCAUCUGGAGGCGUUCUUCGGAGAGGAGGCCAGGCACGGCAAAUCCAACCUGGAACUCUACGAGCUCGUGCAGCACGCGGGGAACAUCCUACCGCGCCUGUACCUCCUCAUCACCGUCGGCGUCGUGUACAUCAAGAGCAAGGACGGGGCCGCGAAGGACGUGCUCAAAGAUCUCGUGGAGAUGGCCAAGGGGGUGCAGCAGCCCAUCCACGGGCUGUUCCUCAGGACGUACCUCAGCCAGGCGAGCAAGACGCUGCUGCCGGACACCGGCAGCGAGUACGAGGGCAACGGCGGGAACGUCAACGACGCGGUCGAGUUUGUCCUCCAGAACUUCACGGAGAUGAACAAGCUGUGGGUGCGGAUGCAGCACGGCGGCGGAAAUCGCGACCGAGAGAGAAGAGAGAAGGAGCGCCGCGAGCUGCGAGACUUGGUGGGUAAGAACCUGCUGGUGCUGACGCAGCUGGAGGGCAUGACGCUCGACCUGUACAAAGGGACCGUCCUGCCGAGGGUCCUCGAGCAGGUCAUCAACUGCAAGGACGACAUCGCGCAGCCGUACCUGCUGGACGCGCUCAUCCAGGUUUUCCCCGACGAGUUUCACGUCCAAACGCUGGAUGCGUUCCUAGAGGCGUGCCCCUUGCUCAAGCCCACGGUGAAGAUCGGCAACGUCCUCGCGUCGCUGAUGGAGAGGCUCGCGUCCUCCGCGCGGGAUAACCCGGAGAUUGUGGCGCAGUUUGUGGCGGUGGAAGCGUUUGGCAAAUUGAGCGCGGGGUGCAAGAGCAUCAUCGCCUCGCAGCCGUCGAUGGACGCCCACGACAGGCUGCAGAUGCACGCGGCGCUCAUGGGGUUCGUGACGGCCGUGCACAGGGACCGGUUGGACUACGUGGACGACGUGCUGGGCGCUUGCGCGGAUGCUCUCAACGCGCCAGGCGGCGGCGACGAGAAGGAUUCAAAGGAAAAUUCAUCGGAUGAGCGCGUCGACCGGGGCGGGAUCGAUGGCGGCGCCGAGGACGCCGGCCCGCCGAUGAUCGUCUCGGACCAGAAGGGCGUGCGUCAGCUUCACGCGCUGCUCACCGUGCCACUCGACACCUACGACGUCGUGUCUGUGCUCGGCCUUUCCAACUACCCUCGGGUGAUGUCGCUGCUGCAGCCGGCGAACCUGCGGCAGAUGGCGAUGACCAUCGUCAAGUCGGUGAUCCGCGAGCCGGAGGGCGCGGUAUCCGACGCGACGCAGGCGGAGACUCUGUUCAGGUUCAUCUCGGUCCUGAUCAAGGACCGGGAGGGCGUCGCGGAGGAGGUUGACGAGGAGGAUUUCGAGGAGGAGCAAAACGCGGUGGCUCGGCUCGUGCACGCGCUGCAAUCGGGGGACAGCGACACCCAGUACCGACUGCUGGUGGCGUCGAGGAAGCAUUUCGGACAGGGCGGCCCCAGACGGCUGAAGCACACGCUCCCGCCGCUCGCGCACGAGGCCAUGCGCCUCGGACGGUCGCUGCUCGCGAGGGCGAGAGCCGAUUCGGGUUCCGGCGAUUCGGGAGCGGCGGCGGCGGCGGCGGCGGCGACGGGCCCGAUGGGCCCCGCGCUGAAGAAGAUCCUCCAAUUUCUCCACCAGACCAUCUCCGCGCUGGCGGCGGCGCCGGUGUCGAGGCACGAGCCGGCCAUGCGAUUGUUCCUCGAGGCGGCACAGCUGGCGGACGCCUCCGGGAUGGAGCCCGUCGCGUAUGAAUUUUUUGAGCGCGCGAUGACGAUUUACGAGGAUGAAAUCUCGGACUCGGCGGCGCAGAGGAGCGCGCUGUCCUGCGUCGUCGGGGCCCUGCACUCGUGCGUCGGGUUCACCGCCGAGUCGCGCGAGUCCCUCGUGCACAAGACCACCGCGUACAGCGCGAGGUUGCUCAAGAAGCCCGAUCAGGUGAGGGCGGUUUCGGACUGCGCGCACCUGUUUUGGGGCCCCGACGGCGUCGACGGAGCCGCGCGGGACGCCACCUCGACGGUGACGUGCCUCAAGAAGGCGCUGAAGAUCGCGGGUGGGGUGCAGCAGGCGUCGCUGGGCGGCGUCGGAGGCGGCGGCGGGGACGCCCUUCGGCUGUUCAUCGAGGUGCUGAACAAGUACCUCUACUUUUUCGAGCGAGGCUGCCCCGGGGUGGACGCGUCGAUCUUGCAGGGACUGCUGGAGAUCAUCAACGGCGAGCUCGCGGGGGAGGAGCACGGGGUGGCGCCGGACAUCCAGGCGUACUACGGCGCGACGGUGAGGCACAUCAAGCACCAGAAGCUGAAGGGUGGGGAGAUCGGGGCGAGGUACCAGGCCAUCUCGCUGUGAAAAUUUCACCGUACGUCGAGACGGAGCAGAAGCGAUUUUUUCAAAACACAUCGUAGUCCACUUCGACGUCG
Molecule: messenger RNA, 2606 nt
Organism: Micromonas commoda
Lineage: Eukaryota; Viridiplantae; Chlorophyta; Mamiellophyceae; Mamiellales; Mamiellaceae
Product: vacuolar sorting protein 35
Exons: 3
Coding region: 1-2535 (844 amino acids)
Biological process (GO): intracellular protein transport; retrograde transport, endosome to Golgi
Cellular component (GO): retromer complex; retromer, cargo-selective complex; late endosome
Source: RefSeq, a predicted model, not a curated record